This is a messenger RNA of Theobroma umbraticum, 885 nucleotides long. RefSeq lists its product as uncharacterized. The record is from RefSeq and is a predicted model, not a curated record. Lineage: Eukaryota; Viridiplantae; Streptophyta; Magnoliopsida; Malvales; Malvaceae.
CGACAUUCUGAAAAAGUUGAAAAAAAGCCAAGCAACCAAACCUACGCAAAGAAAAAAAAAUGGAAGUAGAAACAGUCACAACAAUUCAAACGUAGUUCUCUUUAAGAACAAAAAGGAAGAAAAACUGAGAUAUCAUGUCUAAGAUGAAAUCUGAUCGUAAGCCUCCGCUUGCGAAAUCGCCCAUGCGCCUACGACCUCGUCGAGUCAUUCGACCAAACUCAACCUCGCUGCAAACCCCACCAGGUUCUUUGACGAAAUCCCAGAAGCCUAUCCGUACUUGGGCCGUCGAAGAAUCUGAGAUUCGACCAGAGUAUCGCUCUAUUUCUUGCGAGUUACGGGCUCUGGCGAAGAUGGUCAGAGAUGAACUCGGAAAUGGGGAACCCGAAAAGGCUGGUUUUGGUGAAACUAGUCUCAGCGCCAACUCCACUCCUCUGUUUGAGAGGGGCCGGUUUUACGAUGAGUACGCAGCCAGGAGAAACGAGAGACUUAAGAGAAAGAAAGGAGGCGAAACUGGCGAUGACUCAAAGGCUGGGCGCCAUCUUGGAGUUACAAUUGAAUCUUCAAAGAGAAGAGACUCGAAGAAGCUCGAGAGCUUGAGGAAGUCAGUGUCUGCUGCUUAUUCCGCGGAGAUGAACGAGACUCGGACUCCUAGGUACCUGCUCAGAAGUAUGAGUAAAGAGAACAAGAAACCUCCUCUCGCUGUCAACAGUGACAAGUCGUCUGUGAUUGGCAGUGAAAGGAAAACUGGGACUAGAAGAGUUAAGAGGACCUGAGAACCGGAAAUUGGGUUUUCUAUGCAAGUUUUAUUUCUUGGAUUUUUCUUUUUAAUUUAGGAAAAUUGGGACUCUGUUUCAUUUUUAAUGCAUGUUUUAUCAUUAUGUUUCA